Molecule: messenger RNA, 4652 nt
Organism: Symbiodinium sp. CCMP2456
Lineage: Eukaryota; Dinophyceae; Suessiales; Symbiodiniaceae
Source: the annotation of a GenBank genome assembly
GCAAGAUCGCCACUCAGUUCCGUGCAAUCGUUGCGACGGUGAAUAUACAGGGGUUAAAGGGCAAGCAUAAGUACAUUGAAGAGCAGCUUGAUGGCCGUCAAGCCAAUGUGGUAUGCAUGCAAGAGACUAAGUCAGAAGCAGGCAUGAUUCAGUCCAAUGUGUACCUUCGACUCCAUGCUGCCGCGGCCUCACAUUGGGGUACGGCGAUCUGGAUACACAGGAAACUAGGGAUAGUGCAGCUUGAAACAGGGCCAAUGCAAAUAGACGAGGGCGACAUCUCAGUUAUUCAUGAAGACCCGCGCCUCCUCAUUCUACAGGUGACGACAGGUCACUUGCGCAUUGGCCUGGUCAGCGGACACUGCCCACACACCGGCAGAGGUCCAGAGCGAAAGGACUUCCUGCGGACAUUCGGUGCUGGGCUCCAGAGACUAAAGCAUAUGGAUCUAGUCUUGGGCGGCUUGGAUCUAAAUGGCAGAAUCCCGGUUGAGUUCAGCGGGGUCUCAGGAGGGCUAGAGUUCGGGGAGGCUGAUGACACGGGCUGGCAAGCCGCAGCAGUCUUCGCGGAUGCUGGUGUAUGGGUUCCGUCCACUUUUGAACAGGUGCACUGUGGGGACUCUACCACAUACGUCCACCCUAAUGGGCAAUGCCACCGCAUCGAUUAUAUCCUUGUCGGAGGCAAGGCCGAUGUUGGACACGCCAAGUCCUUUGUCGAUGGCAGUUUUGACAACGGCAGCCCACAGGAAGACCAUAAGUUGCUCCUCCUACAGCUCCAGGGGGACUUCGGACGUAUGCAGCAGGCAAGGAAGCUACAGCGGCCUCGCUACGACAACGAAGCUAUGAUGACCGCCGAAGGUAGACAGACCAUGCGGCAGAUUGUGGCUGCCUUCCCCCAACCGCCCUGGGAAGAACACCCAGAUGUGCACUGCAGAGCUAUUGAGACAUACAUGCACACGGCCCUACAGAAAUCUUUUCCUGCACCUGCAAAAAAGAGUCGUGCAUCCUAUAUCCCACCCUUUGUAUGGGAUCUUCGCGACAAGAAGAUGAGCAUGAAGCGCCGCACGAGGCAUCGGGUUGGCCUAUGGUCAGACCUGUUAUGCCGUGCCUUCCGGCAGUGGCAACAUGCUGAAAACUUUGGGGUUGAGACCCUAGUUAGUAAGCAAGGUUUCCUCUAUGCCCUAGCCUCAGGGGCCCUGAAUUUUGCCAGUGCAAAAAUCAAGCGAGCAAUAGCUCAAGCCAAAAAUGCUUUCCUGCGGAAGGUCGCCAGUGAAGGGCAUCAAGGCGCGGCCAAGGUCCUUCAAAGAGUGAAACAAGCUGGCGUGGGAGGGGCUAAGAGCCGACCGGUCUGUCGACCGCUCCCGCUGUUGCUUCAUCCAGACAAUGGCGCCCCUGCAAUGUCCAGAAAGAACCGCGAUGAGGUUUGGAUGCUGCAUUUUGGUCGACAAGAGCAAGGUCAGGCCCUUGAUAUUGAGCAUUUCAUCCAGGAAGCUCAAUCCAGUAGCAUAGAGCAAGAAGUUGACUGGACGUGGGAGCUCCUACCAAACUACCGUGAUGUAGAGGCGGUGCUCAGAACCAUCCCAAGGAACAAAGCUGCGGGCUUAGACAAUCUCCCGGGGGAGGUUUGGCGCUCGAUUCCGAGUGAAGGUGCGCGACUGCUUCUUCCGCUCAUUCUCAAGUCGAUGCUCUUCCAGCGCCAGCCACUGCAAUGGAGAGGUGGCAUCCUGUAUGAAGCCUACAAGCGAUCAGGCCUGCAAUGUUCGGUCGAAAAUUACAGAAGCCUCUUCGUGUCAAGCUUUGCUGGCAAAACCUACCACCGGGUCCUACGCAACAAAGCGCAGGCCCACACCCGGGAUGAGCUCCAUCCGCUUCACCUGGGCUCCAGACCCAGAGCGCCGGUCUCUUUUGCGUCUAUGUUUGUUCUGUCACACCUGCGCCGAUGCCGGCAGCACAAACGUAGCGCAUCGGUCCUUUUCUUGGACACGGCUGCUGCAUAUUACAGAGUUGUAAGAGAGUUGGCGGUAGGAGACAUCCGAGCAGACGGUACCGUCAUCUCAUUGUUUCGUAGGUUCGGCCUGAGCGGAGCAGACCUGCAAGAGUUGAUGGAGACUGUCAAAGAAGGAGGUCUCAUUUGCCAAGCGGGCCUCCCGGACUCCCUGCGUCAGGUGGUAAAGGACGUCCACUUGAACACGUGGUUCGUCACUCGCUACUCUGAUGGCACACGUGUGUGCAGCUCAACGGCGGGUAGCCGCCCAGGAGAGUCGUGGGCGGAUCUCCUGUUUGCAUUUGUCUACUCCCGAAUCUUGCAUCAGAUUCACGAGCACGUCUGUGCUGAAGGGAUCGGGAGUGAAAUUGCCUACGAUGCCGCGGCUGGUGUCUUUGACCGCAGCGAUGAUGGAUGCUCCCUGCCAGCGACUGAUGCGACAUGGGCCGACGAUUCCGCCUUCCCCCUGGAGGCGGAUGAUGCCUGCGUACUUUUACGCAACACUCGGCGACUUUGCUCGCUGGUCCUUAGCUUCUGCGAGGGGCAUGGUUUAACGCCGAACUUGAAACCUGGCAAAACCAGUUUGUUGCUGUGUCUGGUCGGCAAGGGGCAUCAGAAGGCCCGAAGAACCUUUUUCCCAUCAGGGGCCCAGUCGCUAAAGUUGGAGGACCUGGGCGUCAGCGUUCCGGUUGCGGACCAGUAUAAGCAUUUAGGAGGCAUUGUCGACCACCGCCUCACAAUGCUACCGGAAGUCCGUUUUCGCCUGGCGCAAGCCUCCAAUGCGUUUGAGUCGGCCAAGGUGUUCUUGCUGCAGAAUCCACAGCUUGAACUGGCCACACGUGCAGCGCUCUUCGAAACUGCGAUCACGCCAACUUUCUUCAAUGUUGGCCAGUGGCUACCAGUGGGCAAGGCAUGGGAGGCUCUAUCAUGUGGAUACUCAAAGCUCGUCCGUCGGCUCCUGGCCAAGGAGGCAGGUGACUAUGGAAUCUUUCACAUGCCUCUGCCGAUAGCGCACUGGUGCACAGGGUGCUGGCAGCUCGAAUUGAUAGCACUCAGAGCCCGGCUCAGCCUAUUGCUCUCUCUGACUGCCACAGGGCCACCGAUCCUCUGGGCUAUGUUGCAGGAAGAAAAAGCAUGGCUGUCGCAGAUUCGUUCUGACCUUGCUUGGUUUGUUGCGCCAGUGCAGUCAGAUUGGCCGGCUGUAACGCGUGCAGCGUGGCCAGAGUGGUAUCACCUACUCAAAGACAGUCCGCAGAGAUUCCGACGGUACAUGGUCGUGUCGCCGAGUACCGGCACGUUGCCCACGGCACAUUCUGUGCUGCAUGCAGCACGGAAUACUGGACACAAGGUGGCUGCCCUGCCUGCGGCAUACCAAGGGUGGGGCACAGAGCAGCGCGCAGCAUAUCGCCGCAUGUGUGAGAUUAUGUUCUCCGAUGAUGUCUGUGCCACGGUCGCUCUCAUCCAGACAGCUGUUCGAGCAUGCCUGAGGCAGCACCCUCUCUACCCACAAGAGAUCAUUGAUAUCCUUGAUUGCCUUGCGGAGGAGUUUGAAGAGCUAGCUGGGGACGGCUCGGAUGAUCCUUGGGACUCGUGCACAGCCCACAAUAUCCGCGAGGCAAUUGCCCAGACCAGACUCAGCCAAUGGUCAUGCCAGUCUGAUGAGAUGCUGCACAACAAGACCGUGCAGACCUUUCGAUCCUUUCAAGCAGUGCUUGAGGAUUUUGACUGGCGUGAAGGCCUGUCUAAACUCAAGCCUCAGAACGGGACCCCGAAUGUAGUGACUUUUCAGGUGCAGGAUAGCUGGGAAGCUGAAUGGCGCCAGCACCAAUGCCACUACGUCGUUUCAGCCGUUGUGAGGGACUUCAGUCUGGUUAUUCCUGAGCCGCUCAGACAAGCUUGGACAGCAAUCCUAAAUGGGAAUGCGGUACAGGUUCUCUCUGACCGAUGUACCAUUCGGCUUGCAAGGCACCCUGCUUGCAUCCGCACCGUGUCCAAGAUUGUUCUCGAAGCGGUCGGGAGUGUAAAGCACAUCCAGCUGGCCGGGAAUUUGUUGACGGAGCGUGGGUUGAAAGCGCUGGCCUACUGCCACGGACCCUCGGAGACUCUGCAGACGUUGAGUCUUGGAUCCAAUCGACUGGGCCGCGAGGCCUCGAGCACCGAACUCCUUUGUGCUGCCAUCACUGCUCUGCCAAACCUCACCGAGCUCGAUCUCAGCGGCAAUGCUUUGGGAGAUGCAGCCGCUGGUGAGCUGUGCCGGGUGCUUCCGGCAGGCUGCCCUCAGCUGCGAGGCUUGGGGCUCGCCAGGUGCCGCCUUGGUGAGUCCGCCGUAGCCUCCGAGGGAGGAGCCGCCCUGGGCGGCUUCCUCGUACGGGCCAACCAGUUGAGGAUCUUAGACCUCAACUGGAACGCGCUCCAUGGGGACGGUGCGGAGGCGUUUCUGGAUGGAUUGCACCAGAACGCCAGCUUUGGUGAUGAGGACCAGCAGGGUGGCGUCCGGCGAUUGAGCCUGGCUUGGAAUCGCCUCGGUAGUGGCCGUGUUCCCAAAGGCGAUAGCCGCAAGGCCGAAGCUACCCGUUGCGCCAAGCUCCUGGCCGCCAUCUUCCAAGAUUGCAAGACCCUGUUUCACCUGGCCGCUCGCCCAGUUGAUACCAUGAGCCGCGUGGCAAUGCGAUGA